AUGGCAUCCACACCGAAACCCGAAACAACCACACAGGAGCAACAGAAGCCCGAAAAGAGAAGACUUGGUCUACGCCAACGAGUAAAACAUUUUACAUUCGCAUGGUUCCUAUGUACAAUGAGCACGGGGGGCCUCGCGGUCGCUAUUGGAGAGACGCCACAUCAAUUCAAAGGCCAAUACCACAUCUCCCUCGUCCUCUACCUCACCAACUUCUUCUUGUUCCUCCUCUUCACCCUACUAACCCUUUUCCGCUACACCCAACACAAACACCAUUUCCUCUCCGCCUUCUCCUCCCCUCCAGAAUCUCUCUUCGCCCCCGCCUUCAUCCUAUCCAUCUGCGUUCUCAUCGCCGGCGUGCAAUCCCUCGCCAUAACCCACGGUCCGGGUACCCCAUCCCUCAUCUCGCUCGUCUACAUCCUCUACUGGAUCUACGCCGCUAUCUCGCUCGUAGGUGCAACACUACAGUACUGGCUCAUCCUUCGCAAAAACCGCGCGGUGCCGUUCUCACCCGCAGUUUUUCUAGCAGGGUACUCGUGCAUGCUAACGGGUACACUGGCUUCUUUGAUCGUAGCGAGCCAGCCGGCACGGCGCCAUGUCGCCAUCGUGGUGUCCGGUGUUGCGUAUCAGGGGUUCGGGUGGUGUAUUAGUCUCGUAGCUCUCGUCUUGUACAUCUCCUCGCUCCUCGAGCACGGAAUUCCCCCGCUGAGGGCGAGGCCGGCAAUGUUCAUUCCCGUGGGAAGUUGUGCGUAUACAGUUGUUGCCCUAGUGGGAAUGGCGAGGGGUAUCGGCCAGCAGGCGUAUACUGAGGGUUACUUUGCGAGACACACUUUGGCGCCGGAAAUUCUGCACAUCAUGGCGUUUUUCUCGUCGGUGUUUGUCUAUGUGUUUGCGGUUUGGCUAUUUGGUGUUGCGCUGGUUGCGAAUCUGAGUGCAGUGGGCAAGAUGCCGUUCAGUCUGGCGUGGUGGGCGUUCAUCUUUCCCAAUGUAGGGUUUGCGCUUGCGACGAGUGCGCUGGGAAGGGAGCUCGAGAGCGAGCCGAUUCUUUGGAUAGCGAGUGUUAUGACGGCUUUGUUGGUGGUGGUUUGGAUUGUUGCCGCUGCGGCGUGUGUGAGGGCGGUGUGGAAGGGAGAUAUUGUUUGGCCUGGCAAGGACGAAGAUAAGGAUCGUUGA
Molecule: messenger RNA, 1170 nt
Organism: Bipolaris maydis ATCC 48331
Lineage: Eukaryota; Fungi; Ascomycota; Dothideomycetes; Pleosporales; Pleosporaceae
Product: voltage-dependent anion channel
Biological process (GO): malate transmembrane transport
Cellular component (GO): membrane
Molecular function (GO): malate transmembrane transporter activity
Source: RefSeq, a predicted model, not a curated record